Molecule: messenger RNA, 3848 nt
Organism: Danaus plexippus (monarch butterfly)
Lineage: Eukaryota; Metazoa; Arthropoda; Insecta; Lepidoptera; Nymphalidae
Gene: hrg
Product: poly(A) polymerase type 3
Exons: 14
Coding region: 337-2184 (615 amino acids)
Cellular component (GO): nucleus
Molecular function (GO): RNA binding; poly(A) RNA polymerase activity
Source: RefSeq, a predicted model, not a curated record
UUAAAAAUGGCUGCCUUGUUGUUGGCGACUGUUGGGCGCUUGUUUGCAAAUUAAUGUUUGUUUCUUUUUAAUAACAUGAGUGUGGUCAUUAGUUCAGAAGUAUCGGUAAAAUUAAGUUUAUAAAUAAGUGAUUUGGUGAGUGUUAAUUGAUAUCAGUGCUUCUAUUCCUUUAGUGAAUUCGUUAACGUAAUAGGUAAUGGCAACGUGAGUUUUAAUGCGCGAAUAAAUGGCCAUGUUAUUUCUUUAUACAAGGCGCUAGCUGUAUAGCAGAGCAUUUAGGCGGCCCAAAUGACAUAAGCCCACCAUACGAUUAAUAUAGAUAAUAAGAUAUUCAAGAUGUGGCCGGCAUCUCAAUAUUCGCAUACAAAUCACCAGGCCAACGCCUCCAAGUCCAAUGAACACCAAAAUCAACAGAACCUGAAGACGCUCGGCAUGACUUCAGCUAUUUCUAUGGCAGGUCCGAAACCCAUCGACAUUGAGAAGACAAAUGAGCUCAAGGAAUCCCUGGUGCCGUUUGGUGUGUUUGAAUCCGAGGCUGAGAUGCAUCACAGGAUGGAGGUGCUCGGAUCCUUACAUCGGCUGGUCAGGCAGUGGAUAAGAGACGAAUCCUUGAGGAAGAACAUGCCACCCAGCGUAGCUGACACAGUCGGAGGCAAUAUAUAUACAUUCGGAUCAUACAGGCUCGGGGUGCACCACCGAGGCGCGGAUAUUGACGCCUUGUGCGUGGCUCCAAGACAUAUCGACCGGUCGGACUACUUCCAGUCAUUCUACGAACUGCUCAAGGAACAACCUCAAGUGAAAGAUCUCCGAGCUGUGGAGGACGCGUUCGUGCCCGUCAUUAAGAUGAACUUUGACGGUAUCGAAAUAGAUCUGUUGUUUGCCAGACUAGCUCUCAAGGAAAUACCAGAUUCCUUCGACCUCCGAGACGACAUGCUCCUCAAGAACCUGGACCAGAAGUGCGUGAGGUCGCUGAACGGGUGUAGAGUCACCGAUGAAAUACUGAGAUUGGUCCCCGAUAUAAAUACCUUUAGACUCACCUUGAGGGCUAUCAAGCUGUGGGCCAAACGGCAUGGAAUAUAUUCUAAUACCCUGGGUUACCUCGGCGGAGUGUCCUGGGCCAUGCUAGUGGCGCGAACCUGUCAGUUGUAUCCCAAUGCGUUACCAGCUACAUUACUACACAAGUUCUUCCUCGUCUUCAGCCAGUGGAAGUGGCCGCAGCCAGUACUCCUCAAACCACCGGACUCGGUCAAUCUGGGUUUCCCCGUUUGGGAUCCGAGGGUUAACAUGUCGGAUCGCUACCACCUGAUGCCCAUCAUAACACCGGCUUACCCACAACAGAACUCCACGUUCAAUGUGUCGUCAUCCACGAGGACGGUCAUCAUGGAGGAGUUCAGGCUGGGUCUUGCUAUAACUGAUGAGAUAAUGCUCGGAAAGUGUGGCUGGGAACGGUUGUUUGAAGCUGCAAAUUUCUUCUCCCGCUACAAACACUUCAUAGUACUGCUUGCGUCAUCGGCUAACACCCUGGAUCAGCUGCCCUGGUGCGGGCUGGUCGAGAGCAAGAUACGACACCUCAUCACCACACUGGAACGAAACCAGCAUAUAACCAUUGCUCAUGUGAAUCCGGAGUGUUACAACUCCGUGCCUCUCAAUACUAACAACGGACAUCCGCUCGCCUUACCUCCAGGUACACCAGUACAAACAGAGGAACACGGCGCCGCUGAAGUUAAAAAUGAUAAGGGCGAGAUAGUGGCAAACGUCUGCUCAAUGUGGUUCAUAGGUCUGGUGUUUGACAAGACCAAUGUCAAUGUUGACCUCACAUAUGAUAUAUCGUCAUUCACAAAGGCCGUACACUACCAGGCCGAGAACACUAAUGUACUUAGAGAGGGAAUGACUAUAGAGGCUCGUCAUGUUCGUCGUAAGCAACUUCAUCAAUACCUGUCUCCGUCACUACUAAGGAGAGAAAAAGUUAACAAGAGAAAGAAUGAAACACUCGCUGUUCAUACAAAGAAGGCUAAGAGGGUAUCGGAAAGCAGUGCGGAUGAGGUGAGCGUGCUAUCGUACACCGAGGACUCGAACUCGUCUAACAUGUAUGAAGUGAACGUACAGAACGGCGCGCAUCAAGAACAGAAGACGAGCGAGAAGGUCGACAGGGGGUCCAGCUCGAGCGGCAUAGCGUGCACGUAGCACUACGAGGAGUGGCGGCGCCGGUUCAUAUACGGACCCACCGGCCACAAACACAGGCGACUGUGAACUGACAGUGACAGUGACGGGUGACAGGUGACAAGUGCUAGUGAUAAGUGUGACGUGCGGAUAGUGAUGUGACGGCCGAUGUAGGUAAGUCGAUAGUUGGCCGGGUCACGGAGGUGCGUAUGGUUUGUGUUGUUGGUUGCGACACGUGUAUCGAUACUCGUUGAUGUUGUCUCGUUUCAGGUCGGCCCUCGACGGCGGACACGUGAGUCGGUUCGAACGAUAGUUAGGUUGUAGUGGCGUUCGCGAGGAAACUAUUUAGACUUCGGACGCAGCUCCUUUUAUAAAUUGUAUAAUUGUAAAUUUUAAUCUUUUAUGGCAGAGAUAUAUUUGGAGAGUUUUAUAAUUAUGGAUAUCUAGUUUAUACGAAGUUUUUCAUGGAGUACCAUAGGACAUUUUCACAGGAUGUAAAUAGGUUUCUUGCAAACGCCUAUGUAGUACAAAGUGGAAGAAACUAUUAGUGAAUUAUAACAAAUAAUUGGACAGUGUGUUUACUACCUUAUUAUACUUUCGCCCCGAAACCACCUUUUUAUAUACUCGUACUUCUUCUACUUAAGGAUUUAUUCACACUAUUCCAACUAUCAUAGCAAAUGUUUACUAUAAAUUACUUAAAUAAGAAUAUCGCAUCAUUCUUUUUGGUUUCAUAAUUUAAUUAAAGUUCUCUUCCAAGUUCUGUUACUAUCUUAAUUUCAAUGUAUAUAUAAAUAUAUAUAUUAACCUUGCUCUACAAAUAUCAAACGAGGUAUGGCUCUACAGUUCUUCUUAGUUUUGAAUCACUAAUUUUCAUAUAAAAGAAUCGUUCAUUAAGUUCAUCGUUUUAUGUGGAAAGUUAAUUUAAGUAUAUGAUAGGGUAAUAUUGGCAAUGUUGCCAGUUUAAGAACUAUUGACAGAUGAUUGUGUUUCUUAUUGUGACAGUGUUCCAAAAAGAAUGGAUGCCAACUCACCGAGUAGAACAAAUUAUAUGUAUUUUGGGAUAAUGAGGAUAAAACUAUACAUAUGUUGUGAUUUAAUUCUUAAUCUACAAUUUUAUAAUGAUAUAAUCAUCCGACCGCACUGAAUCUGAAUAUUAAUAAAAGUCCGUUUCUGAGAUUCAAUGUAAAAAUGCGAUUUUAAUAACUUUCAUAUAUUCCAUAUUAAUAUUUUGUCCAUAGUGUUUGGAAAAUUGGCAAUUCUAUGUUAUUUUAGGUCUGUGGUCAAACAAUACUUCACCGUUUCAUUAGUAACCUCAAUGUCUCCUGUUAGCCUUGGGACACAUUUUACAAGACAUUUAACGUAAUACAUCUCUGUACUGUCAUACAUACAAUGAGUACUUUCAUUAGAAUUUUGGUUUUUGAUAAAUUAUUAUGUCAAUGACUGUCGAGGAUGAUUAAAACAAUAUAAAAUGCUGAUUGAGACGUUUUAAUUAAAAAUCACACAGCGAAAGGCGAAAGUGAAUGUCGACAAACUUGAUUCCACAUAGCUCCUAAGGAUCUUUAGUUUAUUCUAAGAACCCACUUAAUGUAAGUUGUAUAUAUUAAUAGCCAAUUCAUUAUAACUAUAUAUAUAAAAAUACGAUACAAAAAAAAUAUUAAAAAAAUUAAUAAAAUAUAUAUACAAGGGGU